AUGGAUAUUAAUGGAUUCAUUCAAGAACAUUUUUUUGGGCUUGUUCAUGUAUCUGAUACUGCGGCUUUAACUUUAAAGGAGGCUAUAUAUUCUGCUUUGGCUCACUAUAAUUUGGAUGUUCAAAAUAUUAGAGGUCAAGGCUAUGAUGGUGCUAGUAAUAUGAGGGACGAGUUUAAUGGAUUGCAAGCUUUGAUUAUAAAAGAUUGUAAAAGUGCUUAUUAUGUUCAUCGGUUACAAUUGGCUUUGGUUGCAGCAACAAAAAAUGUGACACCUAUUCAUCAAUUUUUUGAUAGAUUAACUUUUAUAGUUAAUAUUAUUGGUUCUUCAUGUAAGCGUAAUGAUGAAUUGAAGGAUACUCAUGCAGAUGACAUUGCAUAUUUGAUUGCUAUUAAUGAACUCGAGACAGGGCGUGGACUUAAUCAGAUAGGUACUUUACAACGAGCUGUUGAUACACGUUGGAGUUCUCAUUUGAGAUCAUUGAAAGGUCUAAUUAAGAUGUUUAGUGCAUCGUGUACGGUAUUGCUCAAGAUUAUGGAUGAUGGGCUUCCUUCUCAACGAGCAGAUGCAACAACUGUUUAUGAUGAAAUGACUUCUUUUGAUUUUGUAUUCAUCUUGCAUCUUAUGAAAGAGAUUAUGGGGAUCACAGAUAUUCUUUGUCAGACUUUACAAAGUAAGUCUCAGGAUAUUAUAAAUGCAAUGGAGCUUGUAUUAUCUACUAAGAAUUUACUUCAACAGAUGAGGGAUAACAAGUGGGAUGAUUUGCUUGUAAAAGUGAAAUCCUUUUGUGAACUUCGAAAUAUUGACAUUCCUGAUUUCAAUGCUCCGUAUAUUAAUAAACGAGGUCGAGGGCGUGCUCAUCAAGACAAUUUCACCAUUGAACAUCAUUAUCGAAUAGACCUCUUUUAUGCUUCAAUAGAUUCACAGCUACAAGAAAUUAAUGGUUGCUUUAGUGAUGAUGCUAUGGAAUUGUUCAUUCUUAGUAAUGCCCUAAAUCCUCAAAAUGCAGCAGAGUCUUUCAGAGUUGUGGAUAUAUGUAAAUUAGUUGAAAAGUUUUAUACUCAGGAUUUUACCAGAGAUGAAAAAGAACAAUUGGAGAUGCAAUUGAAGCAUUACGAGUAUAACGUAGUCAAAGGGUCCAACUACAAAAAUCUUUCAACCAUUUCAGAAUUAUGUCAAUGGUUGGUAAAGACUAACAAGUCUGUUACAUACAACCUCAUUUUUAGAGUGAUCGUACUUGUACUUACUCUUCCGGUUUCUACGGCUACUUCAGAACGAUCAUUUUCUACGUGA
This is a messenger RNA of Zingiber officinale, 1290 nucleotides long. RefSeq names its product zinc finger MYM-type protein 1-like. The coding region runs from base 1 to 1290 and encodes 429 amino acids. Lineage: Eukaryota; Viridiplantae; Streptophyta; Magnoliopsida; Zingiberales; Zingiberaceae. The record is from RefSeq and is a predicted model, not a curated record. Gene Ontology annotation, molecular function: protein dimerization activity. The transcript has a single exon.